AUGAUUUUUGCCUGGCUAAUGUUCAUUCAUUCUGUUGUUGCCUGGCAUAUGCAAAUUGCUUUUCUUUUCUUUCUUGUUUUAGUUCCUUACUUAACUCAUCAAAUAGUCACUUCUGAUCCCGGUUUUGUUGUUGUAACGCAUAAGGAACGUUGUCAAAUGAUUAUUUCAAUGACGGAAGAAGUCCUUUGGGACGGCAAUUUUUGUCCAACUUGUUUAAUAGCUCGUCCAAUACGUUCUAAACAUUGCGCAGUUUGUGAUAAAUGUGUUCUUCGAUUUGAUCAUCACUGUCCUUGGGUAGCUAAUUGUAUUGGAGAGAAAAAUCAUAGACUUUUCUUUGUUUAUUUGUUUGUAUUGGAUCUUGCUUGUAUUUUAAUGUUUGUUGGCUCUACUUUUUAUUGGAAAUUUGUUUGUGGAGAUAUUUCUAAUCCAAAUGUGAUUCUCUUUUGUUUGCCAUUUGUUACAGUUUUGGGUUUUAUGUCUUCAACUUAUUUCUUUUUUAUAACAACACUAUUGGGAAUACAAACAUAUCAGAUACUGACAGCUGUAACAACAAAUGAGCGGAUUAAUUCAUAUAGAUACUCUUAUUUUCGACUUUCUGAUGGGCUAAGAAGUCCUUUUAGCAAAGGAUGUCUUGGAAAUGCACGUAAUUUUUGGUGUCCAUCCUCUUCUUUUGAAAAUUCCAAUAGCAAUAAUCUCAGAAAUAAUAAUGCAGAAACUACUAAUUUAUUAGCUUAG
This is a messenger RNA of Meloidogyne enterolobii, 735 nucleotides long. The record is from the annotation of a GenBank genome assembly. NCBI's taxonomy places the organism in Eukaryota, Metazoa, Nematoda, Chromadorea, Rhabditida, Meloidogynidae.